GCAAGGAGCGGCCCCCGGGGGCGGGGCGCCGGCGGGUGGGUGAGCAGCCCGCCCGGCCCAGGUCCGAGUUCCAGCCCCGCGAUGGCCUCCGCGGGCAGCACCGCUCGGCGGGCGGGCUCGGGAAGCUGGCACUCAGAAAGGGGAGAAGGGAGAGGUGCUCGGCCGCAGCCAACUCCACGUGGCUCCAUGCAGCGCGACAAAGUCUCCUUGAAGGCCACCUGGACUGACGCGGAGUCCAAGCAGCCCAGCCAGCCCCUGCCCGACCUCGCAGACCACCUCCGUGCGCAGGCGACUGCCCUCGCCACGCCGCGCCGCCCUGCCUCGCUAACCCCGCCCCGCGCUGACCCCAGCCCCAGGGGGGAGUCCGACCAGACGGCGAUCGACCAGACGGUGAUCUGGAGCUACUACCAGCUGUUCGCGGCGGCUGUGGGCAACGUGGAAUGGCUGCGAUUCUGUCUGAACCAGAGCCUCAGGGAAAUCCCCACCGACUACAAGGGCUUCACUGCCAUCCACUUCGCCGCCCAACGGGGCAAGCUUGCAUGCCUGCAGGUCCUGGUAGAGGAGUACAAGUUUCCCGUGGACCUGCUGACCAACAAUAGCCAGACACCCCUGCACCUCGUCAUCCACAGGGACAACACCACCGUGGCCCUCCCCUGCAUCUACUACCUGCUGGAGAAAGGUGCAGCCCUCAAUGCUCAGACAUGCAACGGCUCCACGCCCCUGCACCUGGCAGCCCGUGACGGCCUGCUGGACUGUGUGAAGCUCCUGGUGCAGAGUGGCGCCAAUGUCCAUGCCCAAGAUGCCAUGGGCUACAAACCCAUUGACUUCUGCAAAAUGUGGAACCACCGUGCCUGUGCCCGGUUCUUGAAGGAUGCCAUGUGGAAAAAGGACAAGAAGGACUUUGCCCGUGAGAUGAGGAAAAUGAAGACGUUCAUGAGCCAGCUGGCCCUCAUGGAGCACAACUACCUGACUGAGUAUCAAAAAGAGCACAAAAUUCUCAGCGAAGCUGCUAUCAGAAAGUGGCUCCACGGCAAGCUGCACCCAGGCCACUCUCUGGUCUCUAAUACCAAGCAAGCCCAGGCCACCGCCCUCUCCAAGACCCCAGAGCAACGGGGAUCGCAGCGUUCCAGGAGCUUCCACCCGUCUGUGGAGGCGCGCCUGCAAUGCAUUCCACAGCCCACGGAGAUGCCCAAGCCCGUCUACAGGAAGCCCACGGUCAAGCGGCCCACGAUGUGGAAUGUUAGCAACAACCCCGCCAGAACCCCCACCACCCAGAUCAGCCACUCGCAGGGCAUCCGCCUGGGCGUGCAUCCAGACCCCAUUCCGGAGCACGACUUCAGCAGCUUCCUGGAGGUGAGGCCUGAUGGGCACGGCGGUGCGCGGCUGCACACAGUGGACGGCCACUGGGUGGCGCCCGUGCCGCGGCUGCCUUUUGAGGUGCUGCUCCGCAUGCUGUACCCACGUGUAUGGCCGUACAGAAUGAAGGUGCCCCAGGGCUUUUACCCCAUCAGCAUGAGGGAAGUGCCCAGGAAGCGGCACCUGGGUGACAACACCUUCUGGACUGACACUCUGGCCAUGAACCUGCGUGACACAUUUGAUGAAGCCUUCCUGGCAGCUGUGCGAUCUCAUCAAGGACUCCCCGCCCUGCCCUCCCCACAAACCAACCCAUAA
This is a messenger RNA of Nomascus leucogenys (northern white-cheeked gibbon), 1671 nucleotides long. RefSeq names its product ankyrin repeat domain 53 (gene ANKRD53). Gene Ontology annotation, molecular function: protein binding. Lineage: Eukaryota; Metazoa; Chordata; Mammalia; Primates; Hylobatidae. The record is from RefSeq and is a predicted model, not a curated record. Gene Ontology annotation, biological process: positive regulation of microtubule polymerization; regulation of mitotic spindle organization; regulation of mitotic cytokinesis. Gene Ontology annotation, cellular component: spindle pole.